Molecule: messenger RNA, 318 nt
Organism: Parnassius apollo (apollo)
Lineage: Eukaryota; Metazoa; Arthropoda; Insecta; Lepidoptera; Papilionidae
Source: the annotation of a GenBank genome assembly
AUGCCAAGGACAGGAGAUAAUUCAAAUACCCCUGUAAAACCCCACAGCGAGGAGUCUUCUCCUGUUGAUAACAACAACUAUUGUUUAAAUAUAACUACGAGGAAAACAGACUCAUCUAAAGGAGGACUAAUGCAGGACCGUUCCCUAGAAGCUCGAACAGAUAUUUUAAAUUCUUUUAAGGAAGAGCUUCCACUUCUUUUGAAAGCAGCCGUAAAAAGUGAAUUAAAUACCUUAAAAAACCAGAUAUCCACAAUAGAAACCACGUUGAACUUUAUAAGCACGCAAUACGAAGAAAAUCUUCGUAUUGCGUGCUUAUAA